Molecule: messenger RNA, 1277 nt
Organism: Arachis stenosperma
Lineage: Eukaryota; Viridiplantae; Streptophyta; Magnoliopsida; Fabales; Fabaceae
Product: probable cinnamyl alcohol dehydrogenase 1
Exons: 7
Coding region: 121-1188 (355 amino acids)
Molecular function (GO): zinc ion binding; oxidoreductase activity, acting on the CH-OH group of donors, NAD or NADP as acceptor
Source: RefSeq, a predicted model, not a curated record
AAUCCCAUUGCAUCACUGUUUGGAUUCUAUUAUAAAUAGUUCGUGAGUUGCCGCUGCUCGUGGUUGGUAUCUUCGUCGCAGAGAGUUCAACAACAAGCGCCACCUCGCAUAGCACAGAUAAUGAGUGCUGAAGAAGCCAAUAAAGAUUGCCUAGCGUGGGCUGCAAGAGAUUCAUCUGGAGUCCUAUCACCUUACAAAUUCAGUCGCAGGGCUCUUGGGAAUGAUGAUGUUCACAUAAAAAUUACCCACUGUGGGGUUUGUUAUGCUGAUGUUGUUUGGACUAGGAAUAAACAUGGUGAUUCCAAAUAUCCUGUAGUACCUGGACAUGAGAUUGCCGGGGUUGUGGAAAAAGUUGGUUCUAGUGUCCAGCGUUUCAAAGUUGGUGACCAUGUUGGAGUAGGGACUUAUGUCAACUCAUGCAGGGAUUGUGAGUAUUGUAAUGACAGACAAGAAGUUCAUUGUGUGAAGGGAGCAGUUUAUACCUUCAAUGGCGUUGAUGUUGAUGGAACAAUUACAAAAGGAGGAUAUUCAAGUUACAUAGUAGUCCAUGAAAGGUACUGUUAUGUGAUACCCAAGAAUUACCCAUUGGCUUCAGCUGCUCCGCUGCUAUGUGCUGGAAUCACUGUUUACAGUCCCAUGAUGCGCCACAAAAUGAAUCAACCUGGCAAGUCUCUAGCAGUGAUUGGUCUUGGUGGUCUUGGUCAUAUGGCAGUGAAAUUUGGAAAGGCAUUCGGGUUGAAUGUAACAGUUAUCAGCACCAGUGUAUCCAAGAAAGAAGAGGCCCUGAGCGUACUCGGUGCAGAUAAAUUUGUUGUUUCAACUGAUAAAGAGCAAAUGGCGGCACUGGCUAAGUCUUUUGACUUUAUAAUUGAUGCGGCUUCCGGUGAUCAUCCGUUUGAUCCUUACAUGGCAUUGUUGAAGAUAUCUGGUGCUAUGGUCCUGGUUGGGUUCCCUAGUGAAGUCAAAUUCAGCCCUGCUAACCUUAUUCUUGGUAUGAGAACCAUAUCAGGGAGUGUUACUGGUGGCACAAAAGAGACACAAGAGAUGAUUGACUUCUGCGCCGCAAAUGGAAUUCACCCAAGCAUAGAAGUGGUUCCAAUAGAGUAUGCAAAUCAAGCUCUUGAGAGAAUGAUAAAUAGGGAUGUGAAAUAUCGGUUUGUUAUAGAUAUUCAAAACUCCCUAAAAUAGGUCCAAAGAAAUGAGUAUACAUGGUUGUGGACCGACCUCUUUUUAUAUACAUGUUGGAAGAUUUGGAUAAAUAUAUCAUAUUUUCUAGU